UGGUCUAAUAAAACAACAGAAAACAGAAACAAAUCAGUCAACUAACAACCACUGACAGAAGUGUAACAAACAAUAAUAAAAUCAUAACACUUUUAUUGCAUUCCAGUGUACUCAAUAAUUCAUAAAAAAAUGUGUCGCGUAUAUUUGUGUAUUUUACUCGUAACUUUUGCUUCAAGUUUAGACGGAAAGUCGAAAAAACACGCCUCACCACCACAUUGCACUCAAGUCACUAAAGACACAGAUUAUGCAAACCGAUUUAAGUUGACGUAUCCCGUGGUUUACAUUAUACCCGGACAACGUGAAGCAUAUCAACAAAUGUUCUGUAUCAAUCCAUCAGAGGUGAAUAAAGCGGUGACCACAGUAUGCGACUGGGCAGCACCCCCACAGGUACAGUUCACAUUGGGCGACGAGUAUAUGCACGUAGUACGCGUUGACCCAACGGGACGUUACCAGGGCAACGCUGUCAUCACCACCUACCAGCUCUGCAGCCACAAUAUACCACAUGAUAUGGCCAACGUCACCAUGGCACCUCGUGUGGUUGAAAUUGAAUAUUAAAGUUAUAUACCAGGCUCAACACUGGUACAUUUAUAAGUGAUAACAUUCAUAGCCUUAAUACGCUAAUAUAUAUUUUUUUUGUUCAGUAAAGGAAUUAAAAAUUCA
This is a messenger RNA of Papilio xuthus (Asian swallowtail), 660 nucleotides long. RefSeq lists its product as uncharacterized. The transcript is spliced from 3 exons. The record is from RefSeq and is a predicted model, not a curated record. Bases 130 to 555 code for a protein of 141 amino acids. NCBI's taxonomy places the organism in Eukaryota, Metazoa, Arthropoda, Insecta, Lepidoptera, Papilionidae.